AUGUCGCGCCCUUUCCCCUAUACCUACAUCUCCUGCCCGUGUGCGGAAACCCCCGUGCCCGACCCGUCCAGGAAACGGAGAUCAAGAGAAUCGCCGAUGAAAGCCAGUCCUCAGAAGCCGCGCCCAGAGCCCCAAUUCGACGAGGAGGAAGACGAACAAACUUUCGACCCGCGAGAUCCACGGUCAAACUUCUCGUUAUACCCCCCGGAGGAGCUCCUCUACUGCGAAGACUGCCACCAGAUCAAGUGCUCGCGAUGCAUUACGGAGGAGAUACUAUGCUGGUAUUGCCCGAGCUGUUUGUUUGAGACCCCGAGUAGCCUGGUUCGACACGAGGGAAAUCGAUGUGGACGGAAUUGCUUCAACUGCCCGAGUUGUACCGCGCCGCUCGCUGUUACGGCGCUCGAGGAUGGUUCGUCAGGAGACCAGGCAGGACCCUGGGUAUUGUCCUGUAACUAUUGCAUGUGGACGACGUUGGAUAUUGGGAUUAAGUUCGACAAGCCGACCAACAUCCGCGCCCAGCUAACAAAAAUGACUACUGAACCGUCCACAACGGCGGCUUCUCGAACGCGGGGUUCCAGGGCCUUUAGCGACCUCAAAUCGCCAUUGUCAAUGUACUCUUCUAUCGAUGACCAGCUCCCACCUGUCGGAGAGAGAAGGCCCGGUGAGGAACCACCUACAGAAACCAGCACUCAUGCCCCGCGCACUCGCGAUGCACAGUUCGCUGCUCUUAAGGCCUUCUACAAGGACCAGAUAUCAUCCACAACCACCUCCGGUGUUGAUCCGGGAGAUUUUGCCGGUCAAUUCUCUUCGCCAAAUACCCUUCAACGCAUCAUGUCAAUCUACACACAAUCUCGCUUAUCGUCACUCUACGGCAACUCUAACAAGAAAUCCCGCGCCAAACCGCCGGUGAUGAGAGAGGCCCUGACAGAAAGCGAAGGCCUCUUCAUACCCCCACCAGAUUCUGAAACGGCCAUCAUAAAGCGCAUGGCCGCCGACGGCUGCGGCUGGGAGGGUCUCGCCUCUAUCGAACAGCGCGCCUCCCAAGCGCCCAGCGCCCGUUUCGUCGAGGAUCUCCUCCCUCUCCCUACUCUGCUUCGCACGAAACGUUCCAAACGUUGCAAAUCAUGCAAGCAUAUCCUCGUCAAGCCCGAGUUCAAGCCGCAAUCUGUUCGAUACCGCAUCAAACUCAUUGCUAUCAGUUACAUCCCACUGCCGACAUUACGACCUUUAGUUCUCCCCCCUACAUCCUCACAACCGCAACCCCAACAACAGCCUAAUCUCGACGCCCUUGUCCCUCAAAAGCCCAUUCAGCUCUUACUCACAUUAAAAAACCACAUGUUCGACCCUAUCCGCAUCACACUCGCCACGCCAUCUGUUACACCAGGUCGUGUCGCGUCCAAGGUCACAAUCCUCUGUCCUCAAUUCGAUAUCGGGGCCAAUAAGGACGCCUGGAGCGAGGCACUCGAAACAGCGUCUACCUCGUCCCGCACGUCGAACUAUGAAAAGGUUGCUGAGGCGGGAAAGGUUUGGGAAAAGGGUAGGAACUGGACAACGGUGGUGCUAGAGGUUGUACCGGGAAGCCUACCUGGCGGGAAACUCUCGACAAUAAUGUCUUCCGCAUCUCUCGCGAGUGGCCGUAACAAUGACAGUAGCGAUGACGAUGAUAGCGACGACAAUGGAACCGGAGGAGGGCUGUCAGGGAAUCUCGACUGGAGCGGCCAGGGAACAGACCCCUCUCAGCAGAUCCAACCCGAUGAGGAUGUUCUUGAAAUCCCGGUCUUCGUACGCAUGGAAUGGGACUCGGAUAGUCAGAUUGAGUCAGAAGAAGGAGGCAAGGAUUCGUUGGGUGCCGUUGGAGCCGGGGGUGUGAGAAGGGAAUUGGCUUAUUGGAUGGUUUUGGGAGUUGGAAGGAUUGCGCCUUCGUAG
Aspergillus versicolor CBS 583.65 is the source of this 1926-nucleotide messenger RNA. Its product is annotated as putative dynactin Arp1 p62 subunit RO2. Gene Ontology annotation, cellular component: dynactin complex. The transcript has 2 exons. The coding region runs from base 1 to 1926 and encodes 641 amino acids. NCBI's taxonomy places the organism in Eukaryota, Fungi, Ascomycota, Eurotiomycetes, Eurotiales, Aspergillaceae. The record is from RefSeq and is a predicted model, not a curated record.